Messenger RNA from Malus domestica (apple), 2016 nucleotides. The record is from RefSeq and is a predicted model, not a curated record. Lineage: Eukaryota; Viridiplantae; Streptophyta; Magnoliopsida; Rosales; Rosaceae.
GUUAAUAUCGAAUCCCUUGCUUGUUCGCAAGAAUGCAAUAAAUUCAAUAUUGAACUCCCAUCCCUCCGUGAGUUGAAAAUAUCAGAUUGCCCGAAUCUGGUAUGUUUUGUGGGUGGUGGAGUGCUGCUUGCGCCCAACUUGGAGGAGAUAUUCCCUGGAGGUGAAGAAGAAGAAGGCGGACAUUUUCCUAAUCUUUGCGAGCUUAGUCUGGACAACUGUCCCAAACUAACGGGGAAAUUACCGUUAUACUACUUCCCAAGACUUGAGCGGCUAAUUUUGCAGAAAGUUAAUAUCGAAUCCCUUGCUUGUUCGCAAGAAUGCAAUAAAUUCAAUAUUGAACUCCCAUUCCUCCGUGACUUGAGAAUAUCAGAUUGCGCGAAUCUCGUAUGUUUUGUGGGUGGUGGAGUGCUGCUUGCGCCCAACUUGAAGUGGAUAACUAUGUGGCGUUCUAAAAACUUGUGGUCAGUGCCAGAGGAGAUGCACGCCUCUCUCCCGUCUCUUCAGUCUCUGUCCAUAAAAGGGUGUAAAGAAUUUAAAUCAUUUCCGGAAGAAUCUAAAUUCCCAUCCCUCGUUGGUCUGAAGAUAAAGAAGUGCCCAGAAUUUGUGGGUUUCCCCCAUGGAGGACUGCAAGCGCCCAACUUGAAGAUGAUGGAAAUCUAUGAAUGUAACAAAUUCGGGUCACUGCCAGAGGAGAUGCACGCCUCUCUCCCGUCUCUUCAGUUUCUGUCCAUAGAAGGGUGUAAAGAAUUUAAAUCAUUUCCGGAAGAAUCUAAAUUCCCAUCCCUCUAUGAUUUGAAGAUAAUGGCAUGCCCAGAAUUUGUGGGUUUCCUCUAUGGAGGAGGACUGCAGGCGCCCAACUUGAAGAAGAUGGAAAUCAAAGGAUGUAACAAAUUCAGGUCACUGCCAGAGGAGAUGCAAAUCUCUCUCCCGUCUAUCAAGUCUUUGUUCAUAUUUGAAUCUCCAGAAUUGGAAUCAUUUCCGGAAGGGGGAUUGCCGUCUAAAUUGCGGUCACUCGAAAUCUGGAGUUGUAAAAAACUGAUGGCAAACCGUAUGCGGUGGGGUCUACAAACACUCACCUCUCUCAAACACUUGGCUGUCAACUUCUCAGAAUGUGAAGAAGAAGAAAUUGUCGAAUCAUUUCCAGAAGAGGGGCUGCUGCCAACCACUCUCACUUCUCUUAGAAUCUCCCAUCUUCCGAAUCUGAGAACCAUUGACGGCAAGGCGUUAGGACACCUCAUCUCUCUCGAGAUGUUGGAUAUAUCUUUUUGUCCUCAACUCCAGAGUUUGCCAGAUGAAGGGCUACCCGCUUCUCUUUCUCGUCUGCAAAUCUUCCAGUGUGAUUUGCUUACACAACGGUGCCAGAGAGACACUGGAGACGGUGCCAGAGAGACACUGGAGAAGAUUGGGCCAAGAUUUCUCACAUCCCCUACAUAUGGAUUGAUCACCGAAAGAUAUGAUUUGCAAUUGUACGUAAUUCGUCGACGUGCGUUUAUGUGUUUAUUUACUAUCUGGCUCUGUGAAUUUAAAUCAUAAACAUGUUUCAAAUGUUAAUAUUCACGUAAUAACAAAUUUUACAUGUACUCAUGACCCAUAUAAACUUGAAAGUAUUUGUGAUAGAAAGAUACGGAGCUACAAAAAUUCCAAAUCUGGUAGGAGAUGACUCGUUCGUUCUCUCAUCUUGUUACUCUUCGACUUGUGGAUUGUGAAUAUUGUUUUUCAAUGCCAGCAUUGGCACAGCUACCGUCUUCUCAGCAGGCUUGAAACUGAUGGGUUAAAUGGAGUGGAACUGAUUCAGUGUUGGUUUUACUCUCCCUCUUUUCUUACUGUGUCUUAUGGUGGUUCUAUUAUACGACAAUUUGUUGUAUCGAACUAGUCGUCGAUGAAAAAGGAGCUUCAACAAGUUUAUGAGCUCUAGUUUCCGAAUUUCCUUUUUCAAGUUUGUUUCCAAAUUGUGUCUAUUGAGAGGUAGAUUUUGGUACUUUGUGGAAUUCAAAUUCAAACGUUUGGUUUGUAAAA